AUGGCAGUUGGAAAGUUGCAAGGCAAGACGUUGCCUGCGCUGCGUCUUGCCCUGUGUGGUGAAGGAAACGCAGUGACGACUUGGUGGGCCACAAUGCUGCUACAAUCGCCGGCAUUUGAUAUGGUUGCUACUUGGUCGCGCGCCAAGAGCGAGGCACUCGAUAUUGCGGAGGCGCUCACCGUCAGCGGGAAGGGCGUCGUGAAUGCUUACUGGGAAAAGACCGGCGAUCUAAGCGGUAUUGGCACGCGGUACAGUUCUGCUGCGCAACCAGCUGAGGCAGGAGAGGCGGGGCUCGACGGUCUUUUGCAGCGUGAUGAUGUUGAUGCGUUCAUCCUAGUUCUACCUGAAGACUCGCAUACCAUUGUCCUCGGCGAGCUUUUCCAGAAAUGCCCACGAAAGCAUGUUUUUUCAGCCAACCUUCCUUCCUUCAGUCCUUCUAUUAUGAAGCAUCUGAUCUCUCUGUACAAUACUGUCUCGUCGUGUCCGAGACAAGGGCCUGCGGCAGGAGCUGGACGACCUGGAGUGUGGAGCACCUGUAGCCUGUUCAAGCAUGAAGUCGCCGUGGCGAAGCUGCAAGCCAUUUUGAAGGAUCUGGGACCUAUUGUUGCCGGAGAGCUCAUCGCUACCUCCAUGAUGCAGAAUGUCACUGUUUCCAGCGCCGGCAGUUUCGGCGGGAAACGCGCGCCUCGCACAGCAGCACAGCAACGAGAGCUCUUGACCGCCGUCUGUUCAGCUUACAGUGGCCUACUUCGGCAUUUAUUGGGCGAUCUGGAUUCCUUGUCAGCCAUUCGCGGCUCAAGUGCGACGCUAUGCGGCCAAAUGCAUUUUCAGAGAGGUGCCAACGUGGCUGUAACGGUAGAUCUUCUCAGCAAAACGAAUACUUUUUCCUUCACCGUAUGGGGCCUUAAAGGCUUUGGUCGUCUGUCAUGGUGUGAAGAAAAGAAGGCGUUUGAGGUACAAAGGUUCCUCCACCACUACGAACAUCCUACUCUCCACCCAGUGACAGGACCGACAUGGGCAGUUAGGCAAUGGGUCGAAACCAUCUGGGAGACUUCAAAAGGAGGCAACCAGGACUCAAAUCCUCAGAAGCCGGACUUCAUGCUCUUAGACUUGGUAACAAGCACAGCUAUGGUAGAAUCUGACGGCGUCAUUGUCCGGCUGUGCGCAACUUCGCAGAACCGUCCCGAAGCCAACAUGCACAACCAAAACAACCAACGGGUUUCCGAAUCGCCCCGAGAGGACAACGAAGUGCUAGCAGCUGCAUGA
This is a messenger RNA of Neospora caninum, 1266 nucleotides long. RefSeq lists its product as hypothetical. Lineage: Eukaryota; Apicomplexa; Conoidasida; Eucoccidiorida; Sarcocystidae. The transcript is spliced from 7 exons. The record is from RefSeq and is a predicted model, not a curated record. The coding region runs from base 1 to 1266 and encodes 421 amino acids.